UACAAGAGCAAAAGGGACAGGGUUAAACUGAGGAUGCAAAGCUCAUGUGAGCUGCAGUUUGAGGAGAGAGAGGCAGAGCAAGUGAGAAGGAAAGAGAGCGUGUGGAGGAGAGACAAUGUGUUUUCAGGACUGGUUGAUCAACAGUUGGCUUCAGGGGGAGGUAUCAGAGGGAGCUAGACCAAAAACAGUGAAAGAGGUGUAGAUAAAUCAGUUUGCAACUUGUGUGGAACUGAUGAUUUUUUCUUCUCAUCUCACUAUACUCACUUCACUUUGGAGAGGCAGUGGGAUGUGACAGUAAAUCACAGAGAAGUUGAUUCAAAGACUCUCCAGGAAGGACUCAAUGAAACAGAAUGUGAGCUGGAUGCCACACAAAUGACUGAAACGGGAGAACUAUGAGCCAUAAAGUGUGACCGCCUCUGUUUGGCCUCUGCAGAGCUGGACUCAAACAGGAAGGGCUGGUGGAGACAAUUUCAGCUGGAGAAGAAACCAUCAAACAUUUUCAAGAAACAGUCGGCAUUUCUCUGGCAAGCCUCUUGUCUCUCUUAUGGAUUUCCACACAUCCUUUCUGCAGCUGGAGCUCUGAGCCUUGAAAGAUCUUUGAUUUGCUGUUUGACCUUUGACCUCCAGUGACCUUUUUAGGAAAACAGCAAUAAAACACGACUCCAGAUCAACAGAAUGUUCUGGAAGCUGGCAAUACCUGCCAUUUUGGUGUGGACCCUUUGUGUAUCCAUGGAAACCAAGAAGCCACGCCCUCAAGGUUCCAUCCCCUCUCCUUACAAGCUAAAGGGCAAUGAGUUGUCAUCACCAUCCCUCUCGCUAGCAUCAUUGCGGCAGCACAAGUCCCCACGUCGACAGAAAGGUAAACAUGAUGUGCUGUCGUCGAGCCGCGAGGCCCUAGUGGUCACUGAGAGGAAGUACCUGAAGAGCGACUGGUGCAAAACGCAGCCAUUACGUCAAACAGUGAGCCUGGAGGGCUGUCUGAGCCGAACCGUGAUCAACCGCUUCUGCUAUGGCCAGUGUAACUCAUUUUUCAUCCCACGCCACUUGAUGUCCCAAACCUUGUUGCAUCGAAGUCAAAAAACGGUGCCUGUGCCAGACCACAACACUUCAUUCCAAUCCUGUGCAUUUUGCCGGCCAAGCCGGAUAACCACGGUUACCGUACGGCUUCACUGCCCUGGGCUACAGCCGCCAUACCGACAACGGAAAGUGCAACGCAUCAAGCAAUGCAAAUGUGUGUCUGUUAAUGUCAAUACUGCAUAAUGAGUACCUAUAGAAAAAAGAUGACACAAAUAUAUAGCUGGACAAUGCUUAUAAUGCGGGUGUUCCUUCUGACUGGGACAAAUAGUGAACUGAGGUUGUCCAGCAAGGGCAACUCUAGAGGGGAAUGGUAAAUUGCUGCUGAGCAGCAUUGCAAACAAAGCUGGAUUUUUUUUAAUUUCUUUUCUUUUUUUUUUUUUUUUUAAGAACAGCACAAUGAAGCUGAGUGUUCAGUUACUUGUUUGAUGUAUCACCAAGUAUAAGACUGACACAGUAAAUAUCAAUUCUGUUCUAAACAAUCUAAUGAUCAAGUCAAUGUGAGUUCAUGUUUGAGUUCUUGUUUGAAUUUAUGUUGGUCCUGAUCUUGAAUUGUUUUCUUUAUUAACAGACCUUAAGCCAGGUGCACACUGUACGAUAUUUACGGUCCUUUACGAUUGUUGUUUGCCAGACUGUAUGAUAUGAUCCCAGUGAGAUCUUGGGUAAAAGUCAUGGUACACUGUGCGAUACACAUCACAGCCAAGACUUUGGUAGACAAUCGUCCCAAAUGCAAGUGUUGAUUGGGUGUUGUAUCUCACUCAAUUUCUAACACUGCCGGAACUUUAUUUGAGGCUAUGGUUCAUUGCAAAGGAAAUAAAUCGGCUAAGCAAACUAAGCAAGCGAAGACUGCAGAUUUUGCGCUACAACAAAAUAAAUCUUUUACGAUCCCAGAAAUUUGUCUCACCAAAAUUGUACAGUGUAAACCCAGCUUUAGUCAGGGUAUACGCCAUUUUAAAUUUUUCUUUCAUUGAAAGCAAGGCUGUAAGGGGAAGUCGUACAGUCCGUUCUAUGGGUUGUACAAAAUGUUCUAGAUCAUACCGACUUUUCAGAGUUUUCCAGAGUUCUUUUGAGUACUGUAUUUUUUGGCAUUAAUAUUUUAAUGUUUUGUCAGCUGAGUUAUCAUCACCAAGGCAUUGAACUGUAUAGAACAACCCCUUGAACAGUCUAUUCCUCACCACCUCGUUUUCAUUUGCCAAAAACUACCUAUCUACCCUGUCUAGGGUCUACAUAUCCUAGGAUUUUCUAGAAAUGCUGAUUCUCUCUUAUUCUUGAUACUUGAGAGUAGUAGAAAUGGCUUGAGUACCAUCUACACUAUAUGGCCAAAAGUAUGUGGACACCCCCUUCUCAUUAACAGGGUUUGGCUAUUUCAGCUAUUGUGCACAAUGCCCCAAAGUGAGGUCCACAAAAGAUGGUUUACUGAGUCUGGUGUAGAACAACGUGACUGACCUGCACAAAGCCCAAACCUGAACCCCAUUGAGAUGAACUGAAACACUGAAUGUGAGCCAGGACGCAUCAUCCAACAUCAGUUGCUGACCUCACUGAUGUUCUUGUGUGUUAGCAAAUGGGAGCAAAUCCCCACAGCCAUGUUCCAAAAUCUAGUGGAAAGCCUGUCCAGAAAAGUAGAAGCUGUUAUAGCAACCAAGAACAGACCAACACUCUAUUAAUGCAAAUGGUUUUGAAAUUAAAUGUUCAACAAGCACAUAAGGGUGUGGUUUUCAGGUGUCUGCAUACUUCUAGUGUAUUUUUACCAUCUUGACUUACCUAUUCAGUCCUUUUAUAUUUCAGACAUAAAAGGAUGCUGAGUGAAGUGGACCUUAUCAACAAAAUACUGGAGGUAGUUCAUUAUAUUUUGACUUUGAAAACAAUCAAGUCAGUUAGACUCUAUUUUGACUUGGUACUGCCAUUGGUUUUGCUGCAUCCAGUAGAAAUGCUGUCAUUGGCUUAAUUUCAUCCACAUACCUUUGAGCCUUUUUAGUUUCUAUGAUGAUGCACAAUGUACACAAUAUAAACUGAGAUUCAUAAUUUUUUUAAAUAUAUAUAUUUACCAUUAAUGACAAUAUCUAACAAAAUAGCAACAAUGUGUAGAUAAAUUUUAUAUGUCAAAUCAACAA
Molecule: messenger RNA, 3185 nt
Organism: Myxocyprinus asiaticus (Chinese sucker)
Lineage: Eukaryota; Metazoa; Chordata; Actinopteri; Cypriniformes; Catostomidae
Product: gremlin-2-like
Exons: 2
Coding region: 676-1260 (194 amino acids)
Biological process (GO): animal organ morphogenesis
Molecular function (GO): receptor ligand activity; BMP binding
Source: RefSeq, a predicted model, not a curated record